AAAGAAAUCAAACAAUCUUAGAGGACAUAUGUGCACAUUAAAUAAUGAUAUUACGUCAAAGAACAGCUGAUCAAGGAAAUCCCUUCCCACUUCAUCGUAAUAUUUUGAUUUUUUGUACUAGUUGACCAUGUUAUCAUUAUUAUCAGAACCAUUUAUUAACAAUUUGUAACUGCGACAAAACUAAAAAGCAAGAAUAAAAAUUUAGUGGAUGCACUUCGACGCCUAUUAUUAAUUAGUUAUUGUUUUCAAAAGAUUUGCAAUAUAAAAUAUUUCUAUUCAAUGUCAAGUCUGAUAGAUGUUUGUGCUGAUCAUUUUAAUCUAUUAUAGUAUAUAAAGUAAUCAAUUUAUUACUACCAAAACUGUGUUAGUUGGAAUUUUUUAUUGCAUGCAAAAUGGGAGCAAAGGCCAGUACGGCCAAUGGUGAUGAAAGUGGUGGAAGUCAUGCUGAUAGGUCAUUCACAACAGGCAGUGGCCCAAAUACUAUGCAUACUGCUGGAAAUCCUGGAUUUAGUAUAUUACGUUCCUUACCUAGUGCUGUUGCAAAUGAUAGACAACGUGCCAGAUCAUUAUCAAGUGUGCCAGAUGGUCACGAUACUAAUAGCAAUUCAACGAGUUCUCGGUUUGAAAUUAGUGAUGUUUUAGAAGCAGAUAGUAGCUCAAAUGAUGAUCAAAAUAUGGAUAGUCCUACUGUUACUGCUAAUAUAAGUCUAGGACGUGUAUACUCAGCACAUUCAUUGCCAGGCCACAUAUGGUCUUUUAAUGGAAUUAAGUGUCCUGUUUGUUCAAAAUUUGUAUUGCCGGAUGAGAUUGAAAUACAUCUUGUCAUGUGUCUGACAAAACCUAGACUGAUAUACAAUGAAGACGUUUUAAAAGAUGAUAAAGGCGAAUGUGUAAUAUGUUUGGAAGAACUUACUCAAGGAGAUACAAUUGCUAGGCUUCCAUGCCUCUGCAUAUAUCACAAAACCUGUAUUGAUCGAUGGUUUGAUGUAAAUAGAUCAUGCCCAGAACACCCAGGAGAUUAAUCUUUGGAAAGAACUUCUUUGAACAAAGCUGAAUUUUAAGUUUUAAUUUGUAACGAUUACCAUGUUAUAAAAUACUGAAAUAGUAUCAAUUUUAAGAUUUAAAUUAUAUAAUAAGCUCGAAAAUGGUUAUCACUCUCAAGUCUCUCCUUUUAAAAAUUGGUUUAUUGAUGCUAGUAUCAAAUAUGAAUAGUUCACACUCAAUCAAUCAAUCAGUUUACAAAUUUUAUUCAUUGAACCUAAUAACAUUCAAAUUUUAUGAAGGUGUAAUUCAAUCAACUCUUGUUUUUUUUACUUUUAUUUCUAUUGUCUUAUAAAUUUUAUGAAAACUUUAUUAGUAUAAACUUCCGCAAUAUAUUAUAAAAGUAUCAAAAAUAAUUAUAUAGUUAUAUGUUUGACAUGUUACAAAAUAAUUACAGUUGUACAUAUCAUUUUUAUUUACCUGCUUAUAUGUGAAAUAUUUUUUAUUUUCUUGUUAAUUUUUAAAUUUUAUAAUAAACAGAUAUUAAAUUGUAUACUUUCUUCCUUAAAAGUGAUAAUAUUGAAAUUUAAUUUUUGUUUAUGUCUUUUAUUUAACUAAAAUAAAACAUGUCUUGUAUUAAUGAAAUUUCAAUUUAUGCACUUAUUGAUACUAUUAAUAAUUUUACCAAACGUUUAUUUAAAUAUUUCUUAAAAUUAUUUUGUCCAUUGUUUGUUAGUUAAUUUUCGUCUUAUCUUAAACAGAGAUAGACUCAAUGUUUUGUUUAUAUAAAAACAUGAUUUGAUACAUUGUAACUUGUUUUGUUUUGUUUUAUAAAUUAUUGUUAA
Messenger RNA from Daktulosphaira vitifoliae (grape phylloxera), 1826 nucleotides. RefSeq names its product E3 ubiquitin-protein ligase ZNRF2. The record is from RefSeq and is a predicted model, not a curated record. NCBI's taxonomy places the organism in Eukaryota, Metazoa, Arthropoda, Insecta, Hemiptera, Phylloxeridae. The coding region runs from base 393 to 1022 and encodes 209 amino acids. The transcript has 5 exons.